Messenger RNA from Frankliniella occidentalis (western flower thrips), 1171 nucleotides. Its product is annotated as testis-specific serine/threonine-protein kinase 6. NCBI's taxonomy places the organism in Eukaryota, Metazoa, Arthropoda, Insecta, Thysanoptera, Thripidae. Gene Ontology annotation, cellular component: cytoplasm. The record is from RefSeq and is a predicted model, not a curated record. Gene Ontology annotation, biological process: intracellular signal transduction; microtubule cytoskeleton organization; protein phosphorylation. Gene Ontology annotation, molecular function: tau-protein kinase activity; ATP binding; protein serine/threonine kinase activity. Bases 32 to 1171 code for a protein of 379 amino acids. The transcript has 8 exons.
GCGCUGUUGGCCCCUAUGCGACUACUCGCACAUGGACACGGCGGAGGUCCCGGCCGGCCUGACGACGACCGGAGGACCCGACGGCGGGGAAGCCGCCGGGGUGGCCCCGGACCGGGAGGACGUCCCCGGGGCCAUGGAGGCCUCGGCGGUGGUGGAGGCCAAGGCGGCCGUCCGCGGGGCUGAGUGCCGGCACGUCGAAGACGGGGCCUCCUCGGUCUCGGACACGCCUUCGGUGACGGUGAGGGCCGAGGCCAGGAAGCCGACGGUGCUGGAGAGCCACGGCUACACCGUCGGGGACACCGUCGGUUCCGGCUCCUACGCCACCGUCAAGGUCGCGAAGUCGCGGCACCACGACUGCGACGUGGCCGUCAAGAUCGUGUCCAAGCUCCAGGCGCCGCCCGACUACCUGGUCAAGUUCCUGCCCCGCGAGAUCGAGGUGGUGAAGGGGCUGCGCCACCCGAACGUCAUGCGCUUCCUGCAGGCCAUCGAAACGACGCACAGGAUGUACAUCGUCAUGGAGUACGCGUCCAACGGGAGCCUCCUGGACGUCAUUCGCCGCGAGAGCCACAUCGACGAGGUGCGUGGCCGCCGCUGGUUCGGCCAGCUCGCGGACGCCGUGCAAUACUGCCACGAGCUGGGCAUCGUGCACAGAGACAUAAAGUGCGAGAACCUUCUCAUGGACGCAGACCUCAACAUCAAGCUGUCCGACUUCGGCUUCGCUCGACGGGGAGAGUCCACCGCGCAGGCGCCGCACCUUUCCGAGACGUUCUGCGGCAGCUACGCGUACGCCUCACCUGAGAUCCUGCGGGGCGUGCCGUACCAGCCGCAGCUCGCCGACAUCUGGUCCAUGGGGGUGGUGCUGUACGCCAUCGUAUUCGGCCGCCUGCCCUUCGACGACUCCAAGUUCAACCAGCUGCUCAGGCAGGUGCAGAGCAAAGUGGUCUUCCCCGAGCAGCCGCGCGUGUCGGCCGCCUGCAAGUCCCUCAUCUGCCGGAUUCUAGCCCCCGCGAGGGACCGCCUGCGGCUGCCAGUUAUCCGCAUGGACGCCUGGCUCGUGCAAGGGGUCAGCCUGGCACUCCCUGCCCCACCACCAGCAGUGGAAGAGGUGGCACAGACGUUCCUUCCGACAGCAGAAGAUGAACUUGAUAUGUCUCACAAUAAGCUAAAGUAA